GUGUAAUUCAACAAACUUUGUUGAGGAAUAUGACAAGUUUAUGUGAUGUCGACGGUUUGUUUUUAGCUGGCUAAGCUAACCUGAGUGAGGAGAUGACUGCUCUACAGAGAUGACUGACUAUGCAGAUGUUUAAAGACAGUAAGAGGAAUCACAUCUGGAUCCGUACAAUGCACUGAACCAAAUGGGUCGCCGCUGCACCCGAGUCAUUUUCCUCCUGCUGCUCCAGGCGUUGUGGACAUUAGCUGAAGAUGGCUCCAUCGAGUGCCUGUGCAUGGGGAGCGACUGCAUGGCGCAGCAGUGCAAGGGCGAGCAGUGCUACUCCUCAGUGACGGUCAGCGGCGGCGUGCCGUCCUUCCGGCGCGGCUGCCUGAUCGGGCCCGAGAGCAGGCGCAUGACCUGCUCCGCGUCUGUCUCGGCCAAUCACGUGGUGGAAUGCUGCGCCCGGCCCAUGUGCAACGCCAACGCGUCGGUGGACGCUCUGCUCGGGAUGCUGCUCAAAGAUCCUACAGGAGAACCGGUGCGCUACCGCGUGGAGACACUGGUGAUGCUGGUCCUGGUGCCCUUCGCAGUGUUGGCCCUGCUGGCCCUGCUGUCCGUCUCCGUGUGCCGCCGGCUGCACCCGCGCCGCCUGGAACGACUGCACGAGUUCGACCCGGAGCAGGGCGCCAUCGACGGCCUCAUCACCUCCAACAUGGGAGACAGCACGCUGGCGGACCUGCUGGAUCACUCCUGUACCUCAGGCAGUGGUUCCGGUCUGCCCUUCCUGGUGCAGAGGACGGUGGCGCGCCAGAUCAGCCUGAUGGAAUGUGUCGGGAAGGGCCGAUACGGAGAGGUGUGGCGGGGACAGUGGCAAGGAGAGAACGUAGCUGUUAAAAUCUUCUCCUCGAGGGAUGAGAAGUCAUGGUUUCGGGAGACGGAAAUCUACAACACCGUUCUGUUACGGCAUGAGAAUAUUCUAGGGUUCAUGGCGUCAGACAUGACGUCGCGCAACUCGAGCACGCAGCUCUGGCUGAUCGCGCACUACCACGAGCACGGCUCGCUGUACGACUACCUGCAGCGCACCGCCGUCUCCGCCCCCGACGCCCUGAACGUGGCCGCCUCCGUGGCCAGCGGCCUGGUGCACCUCCACGCGGAGAUCCUGGGAACCGAGGGCAAGCCGGCCAUCGCCCACCGCGACCUCAAGAGCAAGAACAUCCUGGUGAAGAAGGACCUGCGCUGCUGCAUCGCCGAUCUCGGCCUGGCGGUCACUCACACUCAAGCCGACAACCAGCUGGACGUGGGUAACAACCCCAAAGUGGGCACCAAGCGCUACAUGGCGCCCGAAGUGCUAGACGAGACCAUUCAGACGGACUGCUUCGACGCCUAUAAGAGAGUGGACAUCUGGGCGUUUGGCCUCGUGCUGUGGGAGAUUGCAAGGCGCACCUAUAGCAACGGGAUCGUGGAGGAGUACAAGCCUCCGUUCUACGACCAGGUACCCAACGACCCGAGCUUCGAGGAAAUGCGCAAGGUGGUGUGUGUGGAGCAGCAGAGACCGUUUAUCCCCAACCGCUGGUUCUCCGAUCCCACGCUUUCGGCCAUGGUGAAGCUGAUGAAGGAGUGCUGGUACCAGAACCCGUCGGCCCGUCUCACAGCGCUGCGCAUCAAAAAGACUCUGGAUAAAAUCCACAGCUCGUUAGAAAACGGUAAACCGGACUGCUGAGCCUAAAAGAAAAACUGAUCCGGGAUCAGCUCCCCCUUCCUGUAAUCAUCACCAAACCUGUAACGGCACCAGGAGGUUCUGGUUGUUGGGGGGGAAAAUAAUCAUAAUUAUCGAUUCUUAGUUUAAAGCUCGUCAGGAGGCUGGUGUGAACCGUUUACGUUCGUGCUUUUUACUAUGUACGAUUGCCAAGCCAGCUCUUUAACAUCUAACCCAACCUGUUUGGCAGAUUAGGUUUCCUAAAUUGACUAGGGGUUUGAAUUUGGGGUUAGCUAAAGAGUUCCACCCUGACCAUGGACAUUUUGCAAGCGACCCUCAAGUGACAAUUCCUGGUAUCACCUUGACGAUCAUCGGGGAGCUGAACCCAGAUCGCUCUUAAGACAUUUGAGGUUAUUUUGCAGCCACCCAAGUGCGGACCUGCAAGGAGGUUUUACAAGCUGUUUGGUCGACUCCACUCCUUCCCAGAUUGGACGGAGAGCUGCGACACCGUUUGGUCCCUGUGCCUGCAUGACGAAGCCAUCGUAACACUAAACCUGUCGCUUACUCUUCAUUUCUCCUCAGUUCUGCCUCCUUUUUCUAGUUUCUAGUUUCUUAAAGUUGCCGUCAGCAGGUUUAGCUUAAGCUUUUUUUUUUAGCUUUUGUUAAACUACGGAUGCAAAAAUGCUUCCUCCAGCGGGACGCCCCGUAAGACCGGUAUGUGCGCUGAUGUUCGACAGAGCCUAGGAGCUUCCGGUUGCAUGCUGUCAUCAUGCGACGUCCAAAAAAAACGCCAGAACGUUACAAGACAUCACCGACCGUCAUUGUUCUCUUUUCCCGUACACUCACCCCUCACUUUUCCGCACUUAGAGAGAGUUUACACUGACGUCUCACUGGAUUUUUUCAAUUAGCAUAUUAAGCUAUUUAAAGUUGGAUUCGUUCUAUUAUUAGAUUUGAAGAAAGGUAAGACCUUCAGCCCACUAAACAGGUUCUUAAGUGACUGUAAAGCAUUAAUAUUAAUGUAAAAUAUGCAGAUGUUUGGGCACUACUGGAUAAUUCGCCGGUUGGGCUGGGCGCCUACAUGAACAACGAUUGGCUGUUGUUCGUACAGGGUCGGAGCCGGAUAGGGAUUCCUAGGGUUGAUGGCACCUGCACAGAAUCGAGAGAUAAUAAGGGUGUGCCGAUCCGCAUAUGAACUCGCUUCGUGCAGGUGAAAAGAUGCAGUCGGGUACUGCACACGCGUCGGAGGGGAGUGUGUCGGUCUCGCUCUCCUCAGUCAGCAUUAGUAGAGAGGAAGCGUAAUGAAAGUGGGUAAUUGGGUACGCUAAAAGUCGUGAGGAAAUGCAUAAAUCAUCAUUAGGACUAGAACAUGAAAUUUAACCCUUUAAACUUUGUGCUAGCACUCAAUAACCAUGUGCUAUUCCAAAAUACACAAUCGCACACCCAGUGCUUCCAGCUCACAGCUUACCUGCUGCCCCAAAAUAUCUAAGUACCCGUAAUAUAUAUAGGGGAGAUGAGAACUGCUCAUAAGCUGGACAGAAAUUAUAUGACAGUGAAGGAUCUGUGAUGAUGUAUUAGUGUCCAAAAAAGUCAGCGGCAUUUUAAAAACCAAGUACUGUGGACUGAUAAAGUAAAAAUGAAAUCACAGCACCUUCCAGCCAAGUGGUUAUUGAUCUGGCACAGUUUUUACGCCGGACGCCCUUCCUGACACGACCCUCCCUAUUCAUCCGGGCUUGGGACCGGCACUACAAUGCACUGGUGUCUAGGUACCUAUAGGACGAUUCAGUGUCUCCGAUUAGCCUGGCUGCAUGUUUCUGGUCUGUGGGAGGAAACCCACGCGGACACGGGGAGAACAUGCAAACUCCGCACAGAAAGGACCCGGACCGCCCCGCCUGGGGAUCGAACCCAGGACCUCCUUGCUGUGAGGCGACCGUGCCGCCCUGUAACUGGAAACAUGAAUUCCAUUUAAACAGGAUACGUUUGACCAGAGGUGCCCAAACUUUUGCAUAAACGCUCGUGUGAAAUACAGGGCGACGAAGCAGGACCAUCGGGACACGCCGCAUUGUGAACUGUGACUGUAAAAGAAUGUAAUAUAUUGUACUGAGAGGUAAUGAGGAAUAAAUAAUACGCAUCGUUGCUUUGUCGAUUCAGAGGAACUUUAGUGAAAUUGACAUGAAAUAAAAUUUGCACAUUUUUAUCCUUCUUGA
Trichomycterus rosablanca is the source of this 3879-nucleotide messenger RNA. It is a transcript of the gene acvr1l, whose product is annotated as activin A receptor, type 1 like. Lineage: Eukaryota; Metazoa; Chordata; Actinopteri; Siluriformes; Trichomycteridae. Gene Ontology annotation, biological process: cellular response to growth factor stimulus; heart development; transforming growth factor beta receptor signaling pathway. The coding region runs from base 182 to 1699 and encodes 505 amino acids. Gene Ontology annotation, molecular function: ATP binding; transmembrane receptor protein serine/threonine kinase activity. The record is from RefSeq and is a predicted model, not a curated record. The transcript is spliced from 11 exons. Gene Ontology annotation, cellular component: BMP receptor complex; plasma membrane.